Polypterus senegalus (gray bichir) is the source of this 2740-nucleotide messenger RNA. It is a transcript of the gene nrip2, whose product is annotated as nuclear receptor interacting protein 2. Gene Ontology annotation, molecular function: aspartic-type endopeptidase activity. Bases 561 to 1325 code for a protein of 254 amino acids. The record is from RefSeq and is a predicted model, not a curated record. Gene Ontology annotation, biological process: proteolysis. NCBI's taxonomy places the organism in Eukaryota, Metazoa, Chordata, Cladistia, Polypteriformes, Polypteridae. The transcript has 6 exons.
UUGAAAAAUUGGUAUAUCUGAUUUUGACAAGAACAGCAAAGUAAAAAGAAAUCUUUGCAAAAUUGUAAUAUUUUCCUUAAAGGUUUAUUUGAAACUAUUCAACCAAUCGAUUGAUCGGUGCAUCCAUCCAUCCGACCAUUAUGUAAUUAUUAAUGUAUUAAUUAAUGUAAUCCAUUAUGUAAUUUAACUUUCAUUUGGCACUGGAACUGUUAAAUAUUAGUAGUCACUUGCUUUUGUUUAUUCUAGUCACUGCUUAUCAGUGCCAUCCCAGAACCCGACAUUCCCCACCCUCUACCUCCCUCUACCGGUGUUGAGUAAUUUAUGUAAAUUUGUUCAUGACGUGAACCGGGAUCUUAUUCAAAGAAUCGCAUCUUCCGAACUGCAGAAAGCAAGAGAGCGCGUGAUAAAGCAAACACACACACACACACAUAGAGAGAGAGAGAGAGAGAGAGAGAGAUUGAGUUCAAUCUGCAGCAUAGCAAGGACACGCUCCGAACACACGGUCUUGCUUAACCGAAGCAAAGAGCACUACAGGACUGGAAGCGAAACAACGGAGAGCCAUGACCGACUCCAAGAAAAGUGAAAUGGACAUUCGGGACAAAGCCAUUCUGCAUCAGCAACGGCGUUUGAAACAAGCAACGCAGUUCACACACAAGGACUCUGCCGACCUGCUACCCCUGGACGGGCUCAAAAGACUGGGGACUUCCAAAGACCUGCAACCUCACAGCAUUGUCCAACGUCGCCUGUUAGAAGGCAACAUCAAUCGCCUCGUUGCAGAAGGAAGAGAUGUCAGCUCCCGGGUUCGUUCUCCAUUGGCCGAAGAGAAGGUCGGACGCAAAGAAGUGAGGGAACCGAAGGAAGAAGAGGAGGAUGAGGAGGAAGAAGAAGAAGAAAGUGAAGAAGAGGAGGAGCUCUCCAAAUCCUGGAAGUCUCUUGUUGUGAACUGCAAGUGCUGUGACAGAGAAGUGGAAGCCACUAUUAACACAGGCUACCAACAGAAUGUCAUGUCCCAAGAAUGCUUCAGACGUCUUGGGCUUACAGAAAUGCAGAAGAUCAGCAGUAAAGAGUCAUGUCACAGGUUUCCUUUCGAUACCACGUUCAUGGGUCAAGUGGAGAAGCUGGAGAUCAUAAUAGGGUCAGCAAAACUCGAGUGUUCUGCACUUGUCGUUGAAAAUGAGACAUUUGAAUUGUGCCUUGGAUUAGAGACAUUGCUGAACCUAAAAUGCUGCAUAGACCUGGAAAGAGGUUUCCUGAAGCUCGGAAAAUCGGACGAAGAGAUUCCCUUCCUGGAAAUGUCUUCAGAGGCCCAGAAUGAGACUUGCUAAAAUGGGACCACAACGUGGAACUUCUUCAGUUUUCAUCUUGAAUCAGCCUUACUGUUUGACAAACUGUAUUGUUCCUCCAGCUGCCAUAGUCUUUGUUUCCUGAAUGUUUUUGUCCUCUUUAUUUUUCUUUUUUAAGGGAAAGAAAUAGUCAGCAAAGUAUGAGCCAGCAAAACACAGCAUUCAGCCUCCAUUGCCUUUCUGAGACACCCACAAAAUUAAUGCUGCUAGACUUUUGCAAGGGUAAAGAAGCCAAGCAACUCCUCUUGAUUUACUUAUCAAUUAUUUCAUUGCCAAAACAGCUACUGAUUAAUUUUUAAAGCUCCAACAAAGAUUCUUUCAAAUAAUAUGUUUUUUAAAGCAAAAAAGUAAAACUUUCUAAUGUAUUACAUUGAAAAUAAGUAUAUGAAAAGUGGAUCCAAAGGCAAAGAGGAAAGGAACUAAUUAUUUAAGGGAUGGAGGGAGAUGGAUUGCUCUGAUCCUCUUACGUUUUAUCUAUGAAUACCCCUGUAUUAUGCUGCCUGCUUUAAAGAAGAAAAAAAAAUGUUUGUAUACUAAUAAAUGUGCACAAACUCAUCACAUUCCAGUCCAACAGAGAAAACUGUUAAGAAUAAUUUAUUAUUCAUUCUAAUAGUUGUCACUGAACUUGUCUAUCUAAGAGAUCAAAUAGUUGAAAUGCUUGGGUGUUUUUGACUCAGACAUAGAAUAUCUAAACUCUUCUGCCUUUAUCAUACGACCUGCAUGCAGCCGUCAGUAAAGAAUUUUCUCAGAAGAAUUCAGAAGCUGACUUUUUAAGUGUGACCUACUUGUACCAUGGAAAAUACCACGGUGAUCUCACGCUCAACAGAACGAGUAAUGGUGCAUCAACAUAGAAACAGCUAAGCCUCCAGGGAUUCAAGUGAGUGACGCUGUUGUAAACGGUCAGCUUGUUCUCACUGUGUCACCUCAUGAAAGAGCAGUCUUUCCCAGCAGUGACCGUGAUGCAUUUGGGCUCUGAGCACAUGUGAGCCAGCAUUUUAAUAUCACAAUGCAGUAUACAGUAGAUGAAUGGGAAACCUGUGCACAAGCGUCUCUUUGUGUUAGGUAAUUAGAAGAACUAUUUUUUAUGUUUCAGUUUUAUAUUAAAAAAAAUAUGUGUUUUGUAAAUAUCAAUGACAAUUUGUAAAUGAAAAUGACAUAUAAAACAUAUAAACAGAUUAUUCACUUUAACACUAACAACAGCUGCUUUUUAGGAGUCCCCAACAUUAUUUUAACAUUUCUCUGUAAUAUUUCAAAUAAAAGCACAUUUCUAAAAUAAUUCAAUAAAAGAAAAUAAACUUCUUAUACACAAUAAAUAUGAUAACUGACUAUACUGGGAGGAUCAACUUAUUCAUUAAGCCAGUUUGAAUUUAUAGAGUUCCAUAAUACACAGAAAACAU